AACAUUCAAGUCCCUCCUCUCCGAGAAGAGGCGACGCUAAAUUUCGCUCUUUCUUCUUACCUUUCUCGGUCGGAAUCUUCUCCGUCGCCAAAAUUAUUAAUCGAUCACAACGGUGGAAGUUUUGGUAUAUUCCAAAAUUCUGGGGUUUUGAAUCAGGUGGAGGAGUUGAUCGAUUUUUGAAUGGCUUCUUCAAGUUUGGGGAGCUCAAUCCCUGCACCAGAGGCUGUUCAACUUCUGGUUUCGUCUCUAGCUGAUGAUUCCUCUGUGGUUAGAGAAGCUUCCAUGGCUUCUCUUAGAGAUAUUGCCUCUCUGAAUCCGCUUCUGGUUCUUGAUUGUUGUUAUGCUGUGUCUCGUGGAGGACGAAGGCGGUUUGGUAACAUGGCUGGGGUUUUUCAAGUAAUGGCGUUUAGUGUUGGUGCGUUGGAGAAAGGGGAGAGUGAUGCAGUUUUCAUGGGGAAACUUGCUAAGAUUGCUACAGCUGAGAUAAUAUCUUCCAAGGAACUAAAUGCUGAUUGGCAAAGGCAAGCGUCAGGACUGCUUGUCUCAAUUGGAACACAUUUUCCUGAUCUUAUGAUGGACGAAAUAUUUCUUCAUCUGUCUGGUCCGGCCACAGCUGCGCCUGCUAUGGUUCAAAUUCUUGCUGACUUUGCCACAUCUGAUGCUUUGCAGUUCACUCCACGCCUGAAAGAUGUACUUUCAAGGGUGUCGCCUAUUCUUGGGAAUGUUAGGGACUUACACCGACCAAUAUUUGCAAAUGCAUUUAAGUGCUGGUCUCAGGCAGUGUGGCUAUACAUCACAGAUCUUACAUCAGAUUCUCCGCUUGACAGUGAUGUCAUGUCAUUUCUGAACUCUGUUUUUGAGCUUUUGUUGAGAGUUUGGGCAAUUUCUCGAGAUCAUAAGGUACGAGUAUCUACUGUAGAGGCUUUGGGUCAGAUGGUCGGUCUUAUCACGCGGACACAACUGAAAUCAGCAUUACCACGGCUUAUUCCAGCAAUACUUGAACUGUAUAAGAGAGACCAUGACGAUGCUCUUUUGGCAACAUGUAGUCUUCACAAUCUUUUAAAUGCCUCAUUACAUUCCGAGUCUGGUCCUCCACUGCUUGAGUUUGAGGACCUCACAAUUGUUCUGUCAACACUUCUUCCUGUGAUCGGUGUCAAUAAUGAACGCAGAAGGUGCUCAGAUAUUUCAGUGGGACGAAAGACAUACAAUGAAGUGCAGCGGUGUUUUCUGACUGUUGGCUUGGUUUACCCCGAGGAUUUGUUUACAUUUCUUCUUAACAAAUGUAAGUUGAAAGAAGACCCUUUGACGUUUGGUGCUCUUUGCAUCUUGAAACAUCUGCUUCCAAGGUUGUUUGAAGCCUGGCACUCAAAACGGACUCUUUUGGUCGAUACUGCGAGCUCUUUGUUAGAUGAGCAAAGUUUAGCUGUUCGAAAAGCCCUUUCAGAGUUGAUCGUGGUCAUGGCUUCACACUGCUAUCUGGCCGGUCCAUCUGGGGAAUUAUUUGUUGAAUACCUUGUCCGCCAUUCUGCAAUAGGAGAGAGUGAAAAUCUGAAGGCAAAAGGGGAACCAAUUAGUCCAGCACAGCUAAGAGCAGUUUGUGGAAAAGGUCUUCUGCUCUUGACCGUAACAAUCCCAGAGAUGGAGUACAUUCUUUGGCCUUUCCUACUGAAAAUGAUUAUCCCUAAGGUUUACACCGGCGCUGUUGCAUCAGUCUGUAGAUGCAUAUCUGAACUGUGUCGACGUAGAUCUUCAACCACCCCCAUGUUGAUCGAGUGUAAAGCUCGUGCUGAUAUUCCUAGCCCUGAGGAGUUGUUUACCCGUUUGGUGGUUCUUUUGCACAACCCUCUGGCUAAAGACCAGUUAGCAUCCCAAAUUUUGACGGUCCUUGGCUAUCUGUCCCCUCUUUUCCCAAAAAACAUUAGCAUGUUUUGGCAAGAUGAGAUUCCAAAAAUGAAGGCGUAUGUCUUUGACACAGAAGAUCUGCAGCUUGAUCCAACUUACCAGGAAACAUGGGAUGAUAUGAUAAUUAAUUUUCUAGCAGAAUCACUGGAUGUCACCCAGGAUGUUGACUGGGUUAUAUCUCUUGGAAAUUCUUUUGCAAAACAAUACAUUCUUUACAGUCCGGAUGAUGACCAUGCAGCACUUCUACACCGGUGUAUCGGAAUACUUCUCCAGAAAGUUAAUGAUAGAGCGUAUGUUCGUGACAAGAUUGACUGGAUGUACGAACAGGCUGACAUUUCUAUACCUGCAAAUAGACUUGGUUUGGCGAAGGCCAUGGGGCUGGUUGCAGCUUCCCACUUGGACACUGUACUGGAAAAGCUGAAAAUCAUUGUAGAUAAUGUUGGGCAGAGUAUUUUCCAAAGGAUCUUAUCUCUCUUCUCUGAGAGCUAUAAAACAGAAAACAGCGAUGAUAUACAUGCUGCUUUGGCUUUGAUGUAUGGAUAUGCUGCAAAAUAUGCUCCCUCAUCGGUUAUUGAGGCCAGAAUAGAUGCACUUGUCGGCACAAAUAUGCUUUCGCGCCUUCUUCAUGUGCGGCAACAAACUGCAAAACAAGCUGUUAUAACUGCUAUUGAUUUAUUAGGUCGUGCUGUCAUAAAUGCUGCAGAAAGUGGCGCUACAUUCCCAUUGAAAAGAAGAGAUCAGAUGCUUGAUUAUAUAUUGACUUUGAUGGGCCGAGAUGAAAAUGAAGGUUUUGCAGAAUCUAGUCUUGAAGUUCUACACACUCAGGCACUCGCUCUGAAUGCAUGCACAACACUGGUCUCUGUGGAACCGAAGCUGACCAUUGAAACUCGAAAUCGUGUCAUGAAGGCUACACUGGGAUUCUUUGCGUUGCCUAAUGAUCCAUCUGAUGUCAUCAGUCCCCUUAUAGACAAUCUUGUGACUCUCUUGUGUGCCAUCCUCCUUACAAGUGGAGAGGAUGGAAGAAGUCGAGCGGAGCAGCUUUUACAUCUGCUUAGACAGCUUGAUCAAUAUGUUUCUUCGCCCAUUGAUUAUCAAAGAAAAAGAGGUUGCGUGGCAGUUCAUGAAAUGCUUCUAAAGUUUCGUAAGCUUUGUGUGGGUGGCUAUUGUGCACUUGGUUGUUCUGGGGAUUGCCCACAUAGAAAGUAUGCAGACCGCAGUAUGCAGGGGAAUUUUUCAAAUCUACCAUCGGUAUUUUUAUUUCCUGACCGCGAGGUAUUGUGUUUGGGAGAUAGGGUCAUAACCUAUCUCCCACGCUGUGCUGACACAAAUUCUGAAGUUCGAAAAAUUUCUGCACAGAUUCUUGACCAGUUCUUCAGCAUUUCCCUUUCCCUUCCCAAAGCGGCACUCUCAAGCGGGCUAGAUUCUGAAGAAUCCUAUAAAGCCCUGUCUUCCCUUGAGGAUGUCAUUGCCAUUUUGAAAAGGGAUGCCUCUAUUGAUCCAUCUGAAGUUUUCAACAGAAUAGUCUCAUCAAUUUGUGCUCUUUUAACAGGGAAUGAGCUUGUAGCAGCCUUAAACAGUUGUACUGCAGCUAUCUGUGACAAAAUCAGGCAAUCUGCUGAGGGAGCCAUUCAAGCGGUUACUGAGUUUGUUUCAAGAAGAGGGAGUCAGCUUAGCGACAAUGAUAUAUCAAGGACGACCCAGUCUUUGCUCUCGGCAGCAGUUCAUAUAACUGAUAAGAAUUUACGUGUUGAAGCCAUUGGAGCUAUCUCUACACUGGCAGAGAACACGCAACCAUCUAUUGUGUUUAAUGAAGUGUUGGCUACUGCUGGAAGGGACAUCGUGACGAAGGAUAUAACUAGGAUGCGUGGUGGCUGGCCAAUGCAAGAUGUAUUUUUUGCUUUCUCUCAACAUACGGAACUUUCAGUUCUGUUUAUGGAACACUUAAUAUCCAUUCUCAAUCGUAGUUCUUUAGUUAAAGGUGAUUCACAUAAGGGAGAGAAUACUAGCUCUUCUACUGAAACACAUGUUGAAGAUGAUAUUCUCCAAGCUGCCAUUUUUGCUCUCACUGCUUUUUUUAGAUUUUGGCUCGUAAUGGAGAGCAAAGAGAAAAAGAAAAAUGGGUUGAUCUUAUUGGCGAUAUUGCUGGAUGCAUUUCAAUUAAGAGACCGAAGGAGGUUCGACAUAUAUGCUCGAUUCUCACGAAAGCACUUAACCGUCCACAAAGAUUUCAAAGGGAAGCUGCUGCCGCUGCAUUGUCAGAGUUUAUCCGCUACAGUGGUGAUUAUAGUUCUGUAAUGGAGGAGAUGGUCGAGGCACUCUGCCGACAUGUGUCAGAUGAUUCUCCGACUGUAAGGCGCCUUUGUCUAAGAGGAUUAGUGCAAAUGCCAUCUGCUUGUAUGAACCACUACACAACUCAAGUUAUUGGUGUAAUAUUAGCAUUGCUUGAUGAUCUGGAUGAGUCUGUGCAAUUAACUGCUGUGUCAUGCUUGUUGAUGGUCACAGAGUCAGCUUCUAAUGAUGCUGUUGAACCUAUCUUGCUGAAUUUAUCUGUUCGGCUUCGUAACCUUCAGGUUAGUAUGGACCCGAAGAUGAGAGCCAAUGCAUUUGCCGCACUUGGAGCAUUAAGUAAAUAUGCUAUUGGAGGACAGCGGGAGGGAUUUGUUGAGCAGAUUCACUCCUCCCUUCCGCGCUUAGUAGUACACCUCCAUGACGAUGAUCUUAGCAUACGGCAGGCUUGUCGGGCAACCCUCAAGCGGCUUGCUUCACUCGUGGACAUAAUAAAUUAUUCUACCCUUUAUGAUUCACGUGCUUUUGGUUCUGACGAUAGAACUGACUAUGAAAACUUCGUAAGGGAUCUCUCAAAGCACUUGGUUCAAGAGUCGGAAAGAGUUGAUACUUACAUGGCCUCAACCAUCCAGGCUUUUGAUGCACCGUGGCCAGUAAUUCAGGCGAAUGCAAUACACUUCUCCACCACCAUGUUAUCACUCUCAGAGGAUCAGCACAUAAUCUCUCUCUACUACCCACAGGUGUUUGAAACGCUGGUUAGCAAGAUGACCCGGUCGCAAGAUUCAGUUGUGAGAGCAGCAUGCUCAUCAGCCUUUGGGCUGCUGCUAAGAUCAAGCAGGUCAACAUUGUGGAGAGGAGCUCGACUUGAUCGGAGCGACUCAGGUAGAAAAUCCAAUGAUCCUGAGUCUGUUAAGAAAUAACAGGUGCAUUGCGGUAGUGUGAAUACCAACCAGUCUGUUAAGAAAAAUCCGGGGGUUUGCAAUAUAUAUUUUCCAUAGGUACAGUGUGCAAUGAGAACCCAUCCAGGUUUGUGUGUUUGUUGUAAAGUGUAUUAUGUUUUCAUCUUGCAAGGGUUGUCACUUGUGUGUCAUCUCUAUUACCGAACUCAGGAAAGAAACAUUCACACGAAAGUGUUGUAGGCUCUGGUCCUCUUUUUGUUGAUUAUGAUUUUUGAGGCUUCUGCUAGAUAUAGCUCUCUGAAAGAGUCCAACGUUGGAUUUAUCUUCAUUUACUGUUUUAUAUGA
This is a messenger RNA of Camelina sativa (false flax), 5432 nucleotides long. The record is from RefSeq and is a predicted model, not a curated record. NCBI's taxonomy places the organism in Eukaryota, Viridiplantae, Streptophyta, Magnoliopsida, Brassicales, Brassicaceae.